GUCGUUCCUCUUGGUAAAUCCGUCAGCUGAUUCCUCAUCUCUGAUGUCAAAUACUGCGACAAGUUCGCAGAUGGUCAUAUCGCUCAAAUACGUAAGAUUGAUUAGUGUCAAAACCAGAAGAGCGGCUUGAUAAGGUUGCUAUGGCACCGACAAAGAAUGAUGAAAAACCACAACCCGGAGACCUCAUUGAAAUCUUCAGGAGUGGAUACCAGCACUGGGCUAUCUAUGUUGGUAAUGGUUUUGUGGUUCACCUGGCCCCACCCACUGAGCAUGCCAACGCUGGGGCAUGCAGUAUGAUCUCAGUCACAUGUGACAGAGCCACAGUGAAGAAGGAAGAAAUCUGGAAUGUUGUAGGCUCAGACAAGUACAGUAUCAACAACCUUCUGGAUGAAAAUUAUGAGCCUCGCCCUAUUAGAGAGAUUUUAAGGGAGGCAGAGAGCCUCGUGGGAAAUAAACUUCCCUAUUGUGUGUUCAGAGGGAAUUGUGAGCACUUCGUCACAGAGCUGAGAUAUGGAAAGCCAGAGUCACGCCAGGUGAGAAAGGCAAUGGAGAUUGGUGUUGGAGUUGGUGUUGCUGCAAUUGUUGGAUUUGGAGUUUUAGCACUUGCUGCAACUCUUUUUGGUUCAAAAGACAAAGAGAAGCAGACAAAAUAAACAUUGGGAAAUAAAGUACUCAAAGCACAUUGCCUUAAAUAUAAUGUCCGUAAAUUAAUCCGUUCAUGUAUUUGAUAGAAAACCCAAACAUUUCAAAUGUUUAUGUUUUAACUUAGGGUUAGUUUUAUAAGCACAAAAUGAAACAUUAAAAAAUGUAGUAGAUUUAAUAGAAAAUAAAAUGAGAUAUACAUGCA
This is a messenger RNA of Triplophysa dalaica, 847 nucleotides long. RefSeq names its product retinoic acid receptor responder 3-like (gene rarres3l). Gene Ontology annotation, molecular function: A2-type glycerophospholipase activity; glycerophospholipid phospholipase A1 activity. Gene Ontology annotation, biological process: N-acylphosphatidylethanolamine metabolic process. The coding region runs from base 141 to 653 and encodes 170 amino acids. Gene Ontology annotation, cellular component: cytoplasm. The record is from RefSeq and is a predicted model, not a curated record. The transcript is spliced from 5 exons. NCBI's taxonomy places the organism in Eukaryota, Metazoa, Chordata, Actinopteri, Cypriniformes, Nemacheilidae.